AUGUCCAACAACAACUUUGGUCAAGGAGGCCCGGCGGGCACCGAGAAGAUCAACACCGAGAUUGUCACGCUCUCGAGACACCUGAGUGAGGAGCAGGUGAAGCACAAGGAGGCCACGGGUGACUUCACACUACUAUGCCACGCGCUGCAGUUCUCCUUCAAGUCAAUUGCUUACUACAUCCGCCGAGCAUCAUUGAUCAACCUUUCUGGCUUGGCCGGCUCUUCMAACAUCACCGGGGAUGAUCAGAAGAAGCUUGAUGUGAUCGGCAAUGACAUCUUCAUCGCCGCGAUGCGAUCGAGCGGCCGUGUCCGCGUUCUCGUGUCAGAGGAGGAGGAAGAGGCUAUUGUGUUCGAGGACAGCCCGCACGCUCGAUACGCCGUGGCUUGUGAUCCCAUCGAUGGCAGCAGCAACCUGGACGCCGGUGUCUCGGUCGGUACCAUUUUUGGUAUCUAUCGUCUUGCAGAGGGGUCCAAGGGCACAAAAGAGGAUCUCCUUCGUCCCGGCAGCGACUUGGUGGCAGCUGGCUUCACCAUGUAUGGAGCCUCUGCCCAGCUCGUCCUGACCAUGCAAGGUGGGCCUGUCAAUGGCUUCACCAUGGACAAUGCUCUUGGCGAGUUCAUCUUGACUCACCCGAACAUGCAAAUGCCCAAGAAGCGUGCCAUUUACAGCUGCAACGAGGGUAACAGCAAGUACUGGGACGAGCCAGUAAAGGAGUGGGUGGAGGGCUUGAAGCAGGCAGAGAAGCCAUACUCGGCACGAUACAUCGGCUCCAUGGUUGCAGAUGCGUACCGAACGCUGUUGUACGGAGGCAUCUUUGCCUACCCAGCCGACAAGAAGUCUCCCAAGGGCAAGCUUCGAAUCUUGUACGAGUGUGGUCCCAUGGCCAUGGUAUUUGAGAAUGCUGGCGGUCAGGCAGUCGACAGCAAGAUGCGUCGUAUGGUCAACGUUGUCCCGGAACACAUUCACGACCGGAGCGGAAUCUUCUUGGGCAGCUACGAUGAGGUUCAGAAAGUCAUCGACAUCCACAAGAAGCACGGCAUCUCAGCAUGA
This is a messenger RNA of Ramularia collo-cygni, 1050 nucleotides long. Its product is annotated as probable FBP1-fructose-1,6-bisphosphatase. Gene Ontology annotation, molecular function: fructose 1,6-bisphosphate 1-phosphatase activity. Lineage: Eukaryota; Fungi; Ascomycota; Dothideomycetes; Mycosphaerellales; Mycosphaerellaceae. Gene Ontology annotation, biological process: fructose 1,6-bisphosphate metabolic process; gluconeogenesis; sucrose biosynthetic process. Gene Ontology annotation, cellular component: cytoplasm; cytosol. The transcript is spliced from 3 exons. The record is from RefSeq and is a predicted model, not a curated record. The coding region runs from base 1 to 1050 and encodes 349 amino acids.